Cercocebus atys (sooty mangabey) is the source of this 1483-nucleotide messenger RNA. RefSeq names its product CD200 receptor 1-like (gene CD200R1L). The record is from RefSeq and is a predicted model, not a curated record. Gene Ontology annotation, cellular component: external side of plasma membrane. Gene Ontology annotation, biological process: regulation of neuroinflammatory response. Bases 222 to 1124 code for a protein of 300 amino acids. NCBI's taxonomy places the organism in Eukaryota, Metazoa, Chordata, Mammalia, Primates, Cercopithecidae. The transcript has 7 exons. Gene Ontology annotation, molecular function: signaling receptor activity.
CUUUAUUACUCAGCAAAACUCGCUGACAUUUCCCAUCAGUGGCUUAUCAGUCAAAAACGUAUAAAAUGAAAGCAAAAGUUAAAGAUAAGCAAGAUAAUGAAGAAAUACAUUUUGCAAUCCUGUUGAAGAGAGAAUAAGCAAAAGUGACCAAGAGAAACAGAUUCACUGAGUCUGUUGAUUGAUUUAAAGUGGAUUUAUGUUUAAGUACAAAACCACUCCAAAUGCAUACUUUAGGAAAGAUGUCAGCUUCAAGAUUACUGAUCUCCAUCAUUAUCAUGGUGUCUGCUUCAGAUAAUAAUUCCUAUCUGAUGACACAACUGGAAAUGCAGAGCCAGAGAAUACUUCUUAACGAAACUUCAAGUAGUUCAUGUAUGGAUGGAAAGCAGAUGACACAGAAUUAUUCAAAAAUGUCUGCAGAAGGUAACAUUUCACAGCCUGUACUGAUGGAUACAAAUGCUAUGCUUUGUUGCCCUCCUAUUGAGUUCAGAAAUUUGAUUGUAAUAGUAUGGGAAAUAAUCAUAAGAGGCCAGCCUUCCUGCACAAAAGCCUACAGGAAAGAAACAAAUGAGACCAAGGAAACCAACUGUACUGAUGAGAGAAUAACCUGGGUCUCCACACCUGAUCGGAAUUCGGACCUUCACAUUCACCCAGUGGCCAUCACUCAUGACGGGUAUUACAGAUGCAUAAUGGCAACUCCUGAUGGGAAUUUCCAUCGUGGAUAUCACCUCCAAGUGUUAGUUACACCUGAAGUGACCCUGUUUCAAAGCAGGAAUAGAACUGCAGUAUGCAAGGCAGUUGCAGGGAAGCCAGCUGCUCAUAUCUCCUGGAUCCCAGAGGGGGAUUGUGCCACUAAGCAUGAGUACUGGGGCAAUGGCACAGUGACUGUUGAGAGUAUGUGCCAUUGGGGGGGCCACAAUGCGUCUACCGUGACCUGCCAUGUCUCCCAUUUGACUGGCAACAAGAGUCUGUACAUAAAGUUGAAUUCAGGUCUCAGAACCUCAGGAUCUCCAGCGUUGGACUUACUGAUCAUUCUUUAUGUGAAACUCUCUCUUUUUGUGGUCAUUCUGGUCACCACAGGAUUUGUUUUCUUCCAGAGGAUAAAUUAUGUCAGAAAAUCUCUUUAAAGAGGAAGGAAGGGUCUUCUUUUGCUUCAACUCCUUGUCUCCUAGACUGCAACAUUGGUAAGAUGGGUGAUGGUCCAGCAGUCAACUUGGGUCAUGGAUGAUGUUGAGGAUAGAAGCCACUCAGUAGGAUAGAAGAAAAGAAAGAUGGAAGAAGGAUCCUGGGCUUGAUGACCAUGAAGUUUCCCUAUAAACCCUCAACCACCUAUUCAUUGACUUCUUUUGUGUGAGAGUGAAUAAAAUUUUGUUCAUGCCAGUGUUAUUUUAGGUUUUACUCUACACGUAGCUAAACUUAAUCCUAAUUGAUACAAAUACCUAGUUUGUUAAUCUGAAGGUUUGUGUCAAUCUUGCUACAAAUUAUU